This is a messenger RNA of Rotaria sp. Silwood1, 1944 nucleotides long. The record is from the annotation of a GenBank genome assembly. NCBI's taxonomy places the organism in Eukaryota, Metazoa, Rotifera, Eurotatoria, Philodinida, Philodinidae.
AUGUGUCGGUUAGGAUCACUUAUUUUUUUGGUGUUUCUUCACCUUUGCAAUUCACAACAAGUUCCGCCAUCUCCAUAUGGACAGUCAAGUGAUAUUUGUCCGCAAAAGGAUAAUUAUCCAUAUAGUGUUAAUGGAUUUCCAGGAACGCCAUAUAUCUUGAAACCAUUUCAAACUGAUUUUGUAAAUCCGCCAAUUCUCAAUCCGUUAUCUAAACAAUGUCGUUCAGAUCAACAUUGUAUAUUUUCUUAUAUAAUUAAUGUUACUGAUACUACAGCAAGACCUUUUGAUCAAAGUGUGCCUGCAUGUGCAAAUAAAGCAGCAACAAAAUUUUUAACUUAUAACAGCCAAAUACCAGGACCAACAAUUCUUGUUCCUUCAGGACAGGAAUCUAUUGUAAGAUUCAACAAUAAAAUAGGUAACUUAUUUCCAGGAACUUUUAGUCCCUGUAUUGGGAAUAGAACAGGGAGACCAUUCAGUGUUCAUCUACAUGGUUCAGCAAGUCUUCCACCAUAUGAUGGAUGGGCCGAAGAUGAAACUUGCUAUGGUGAAACAAAAGAAUAUGUCUAUCCAAAUAAUCGUCCAACAACUGGUUGGUAUCAUGAUCAUGCAGUUCAUAUCACAGCUAAAAAUGCUUAUCUUGGUCUUGCUGGUUUUUAUUUAACAACUUCAAAACGAAAAUAUGGUGGAUGUAGUGAACCAUGGAAUUUGGAAGAUAUUGAAGAAAAACAUAUUAUUAUACAAGAUAAAGUACUCGAUUCUGCCUGUCAAUUAUUUAUUGAUACAUUGAGCGCACAUCAAAUAAAUCUAUAUGGUGAUAUUAAUCUGAUGUCUGGAAAACCAUUUCCUGUAAUGUCUCUUCAACCAAAAUGGUAUCGUUUUAGAUUUCUCAAUGCUGCAGUAUCACGCCCAUAUUUGUUAAAAAUAAAAAAUAGUACACUUCAAGAUGUUUCACAAAAAAUAUGCAAAAUUAUUGCAACUGAUGGAGGAUAUAGAGAUACACCUGUAACAUUUCCUACAACAGGUUUAUUAAUCGGUGUUGCUGAACGAUAUGAUGUUGUAUGUGAUUUUACAAUGUUAAAAAGUCAAACUCUAUAUUUGUGGAACGAGAAAGAUGAUACUUUCAUGAAAGAUGUACCAUUCUUUUGUUAUAGUCAUUUACUUGGAAAACUUCAAAUAUCUGCAACAACUAAUGGUACACCAGCAACAUUUCAAGAAAACAUUCCAAAUACAACACCAGAGGAUCCAAUAAAACGAGUCUUAAAUAGUACACAUAUUGGCACAGCAAUUCAAAUGGCAAAUAAUGGUCAAUAUCAUAGAAGAAUGGUUUUUGGUAGAAGUAAUGGACACUGGGUAAUUAAUGGUGAAACUUGGGAUACGUUCAGAAUUGCUGCUGCAGAUAUUGGACAUAAUACAUGGGAACUUUGGUUAUUUGAAACUGGUGGUGGAUGGUUUCAUCCUGUACAUAUGCAUCUUGUUGAUUUUUAUAUUAUUAAACGUGACGGUGACACUGGAUUACGAAGUUAUGAAAAUUUAUCACCAAAAGAUGUUAUGUUUUUGGGUGAAGGAAAUAAGCUUUAUGUAAUAGCUAGAUUUGGUGCUCAUAAAGGUGAUUAUAUGUUUCAUUGUCAUAAUCUUAUUCAUGAAGAUGAUGACAUGAUGAGAGCAAUGCGUAUUAUUGAUAGUCAAAAUGGACUCACUGCUUCAACAGCAGAACCAUUUAUUAUUAAUGGUUUUGCAAAUAUUAUUUAUAGCAAUUGGAAAUAUAGUGAUCCAAUGUUGACUGAAACUGCUGCAAAACCGACAAACAAAAUGCCAUUACUUAACUCAACUUAUAUGCAAAAUAUGUUGAAUAUUAAUGUUUAUAGAAUUUUCUAUCCCGUUCCUUCUGAUGCUAAUUUAAAUGGUUUCACAAAUCCUUGGAAAUCUGCUUGGUGUGCAACAUAA